AACGUCCGACCCGGAAAAAAAGUCAAGCCUCCGUCACCCGAUCACUCAAACAAAAUAGAGGGUAGAGUGAGGGCGUCGUGCACGCUAGUUUUUUUUUUUUUUUAAUCAACUCUGUAGAAGUUGUUUAAAAGUUGCUGUGAGGAUGAUCGCACGCGCCGGGGCGCGCUCGCUGCUCUCCGCUUGGUUUCAGGGCGCUGGCUGUGGCGCACUGUGACUCUCCACAGCGUUGAUUAUGUGAUAGUGGCAGCGAUGCCGUAUCUGGAUCGCUUGAACCGAGUGUGCGGCUUCCUUGACAUCGAGGAGAAGGAAAACAGCUGUCGCUUCCAGAGGCGAUACUUCAUCCUCGACACGCCAGGGAAUGUUCUGCAAUGGUAUAUGGACAAUCCCCAGAACCUGGCCAGAGAAGCCAGCUUUGUAGGGAGCCUGAAAUUGACCUACAUCUCUAAGGUGAGCGAAGCCACUCCAAAGCAAAAGCCAAAGACUGAGUUCUGUUUCGUCAUAAAUGCAGUUUCGCGGCGGUACUUCCUCCAAGCUAAUGAUGUGACCGACAUGAAGGAGUGGGUCAAUGCACUCAACAAAGCCAGCAAGAUCACUGUUCCUAAAUCCUGCCCCACACCCGCCAAGUCUGAGUCGAAUGCUGUCAUCACUGAUUCUCAGGGAGGAAGGAAACAACAUGCCUACAAGGCAGAGAUCAUUGGUGGUGUGGUGGUGCACACUCCAAUCCAGAAUGAACCUGAAGACACAGAGGGAAGAGAGAAGAAGGGCAACAGGCCUGGUGUGCUGAGAUGUGGUUUCUGUGUCAAGCAAGGAAAUGUGAGGAAGAGCUGGAAGAGGCGUUUUUUCACCCUAGAUGACAGCACAGUCAGCUACUAUAAGACUGACACCGACAAGGAGCCUCUUCGAGGUAUUCCACUCAGAGACAUUCAGAAGGUCCAUGAAUGUCUUGUCAAGUCUGGGGAUCUCCUGUUUAGAGACAAUCUUUUUGAGAUCAUCACCAACUCCCGAACUUUUUACAUCCAGACAGACACCCCAGAGGAAAUGCACGGUUGGAUCAGGGAUAUUGAGACGAAAAUUCGGGAAUUCAGAGGACCGCCACGGGGAUAUCAGUUCAAAAGAGUUUCUUCUCUCCAUCAAAAACAGAAUGCUAGCGGUGCCUCUCGUCUGCAGAGUAGUGAGAUGCGGCCCCAGCUGGUUAAAUCCUGCUCUGUGGCUCCAGGCUGGCAGCCCUGGACGCCCGUGCCUCCGGGUGAGCCCUCCAUCGUAGACAUGGAUGAUGAGGACAGCCCUUUCAGCCCUGUUCCCACUCGGCCUUCCCUCUCUUCCUCAUCUACUUCCUCUUCCACCUCAUCCUCCUCUAACUCCCUGACCACCCUGGCCCCCUGCCCCAGUGGAUCUGCGAGCAGCGGGCUUGUGAUGCUCACAGCGUCUGCAGACAUUGCGAGCGGGCGGCGCCGGCAUCGCUCACAGCCCCAACCUCACUCUGCCUUUCCCUUCAGCUUGGAUGAUGAUGGCAUCCGCACAACAGAUGUCUAACUCAGAGCAGUCUGUUGAGACUCCUGUGUUGACGAAAGUGUUGGUACCUCUUUUGUUUAAGUAAUGAAUGUGACUGGUAAUGGUAGUAUUCCCUGCCAAUGAAGAAACAAUAUUCCCAUGGCUUGAGAUUUGGGGCCCCCUGUUGGUGAUGAUGCUGCUUUGCAGAUGAAGGAUGCACCGAGCUUGAAGUACGUGCAGAGGAACUUUCUUUAUUGGUCCAAGGACUGUGAAAAGGAGAUAUGGAGUGUUUUAGAGCAACUUCCUCUGGAAACUUGAAUGAUCCUGUUAGUUUUUUUUUUUUUUUUUUUUUUAAACUUAAAAAUGGUGGCACAUGCUUUCAGACUUCUGCACUUUGCUUUGCUUAACUUUUAUUAAAAAAAAUGUUUAAAGGAGUUUUAAAGCUUAUUAAAAAUCUGUGCUUUUAUACACACUUCACAAAAAUGUACUUUUAAUUUCUUUUCAAUCUUGCGGUUUCUUCCAAGCCCAGCAGUGUUUCCGAUCACUCUUUUUGAAACGCAUCAUGCAUCAUCUGCAUACAAUUUAAUUUUCAUUCUUUGUAUUUCUAACAUGGGUGAUGUAUUUACUCUAUUUUUUUUUUUUAACUCUGCUUAAAGAUCAACUGUCAGUUCACUGUGAGUCCAUUUCAAGGUUUUAGCUCGGUACCAAUGAAAGCGGUGCAAUGUUACAUUGGUACUUGUUGUAAAACAUCCUGCUGGUAUCACAGCUUAUUAUUGCGUUAGCAGCUUUGGAAAUGUAAAUGUGAUUGCCAUAUUGCAGCAUUAUGUGGGACGUUUUUGCCACUACUUUUGUUAACUGAAUUGCAAUUCUGCACUUUGCAUUUUGGAGUUGAACAUAUGUGUGUGUGUCUGAGUGAUGGUGAAGAUUUUUUAUUUUUUUUCAAAGAUUUGUUUGAUCUUCCAGAGCAGUUAACUAUACUUUCGUCAUAUCCUUGGUGUUGCUACACCAGCUCAUGUUGAGGUCUCAUUGAUGUGGUACCGUGCUCAUUCCUGUUUCCAUUCUCUGAAGCUUUGUGCACUUAACCUGCCUGUGUUUCAAGGUAAUUCUUUCUUGUAUAUUAAAUAAUGCCUUAUAUUUGUCUUGCUUGAA
Cyprinodon tularosa is the source of this 2640-nucleotide messenger RNA. RefSeq lists its product as uncharacterized. Gene Ontology annotation, molecular function: PDZ domain binding. The coding region runs from base 250 to 1533 and encodes 427 amino acids. Gene Ontology annotation, cellular component: cytoplasm; membrane. The transcript is spliced from 12 exons. NCBI's taxonomy places the organism in Eukaryota, Metazoa, Chordata, Actinopteri, Cyprinodontiformes, Cyprinodontidae. The record is from RefSeq and is a predicted model, not a curated record.